UCAAUCCCUUCUUUCGGUCCUUCUGUACGCCCUUAUAAACUCCAUACUUACUCCGAUUGGCCCCAGUCUCGGAUUCGGAUGUACGAGACGAGAUGAGGUGAUCCGAUCGUGCAACAUCCCCUGUUCCCCCCCCCCUUCCGGGUCAGAUCAUACGAUCCAGCCAGCCGUCUUUCACGAGCCACCUACCACCCAUGCUAUCUUACCCCCCAUUUCCAUUUCCAUUUCGUUUCUAUUCGCAUUCCCUCUUCUCUGAAUCACUACCAUUGCUGAUCUUCACAUUUACAACCCAACUGAACUCAUCGUCUACGAUUUCCCAUAUUGACUUCAAUCCCCACCUCCAAGAAAGCAAAACCAACCGCGACAUCCCAAAUGACGCCCUCGAAGUCCAUAAUCGUAAUUGGCACCGGCCUCGCGGGCCUAACAGCAACCACAACCCUCAGCCUUACGCACCACCUACCAGUCCUCCUCCUCGAACUAGCCGCGAAACCGGGCGGAAACAGCAUAAAAGCGUCGUCUGGGAUAAACGGCGCGCCAACGCGUUUCCAACAAAACGCGAACGAUACCUAUUUCCUGUCUGACACGAUCAAGUCGGCCGGGACGCCGUUCAGCGUGUCUACCGCGGACGAGCGCGUCCGCCGUGAGAAGCUGAUGGGGACACUAGUGGAUUCAUCAGCAGAGGCGGUAUACUGGCUUGCGGACGAGUGCGGGGUGGAUUUGAGUAAGGUGGCGAUGUUGGGGGGACAUAGUGUGGCGAGGACGCAUCGCGGGGCGGGGAAGAAGACGCCCGGGUAUGAUAUUGUGAGUACGUUGUUGGGGAAGUUGGAUAAGGAGCCGCUGGUGAGGAUGGAGACGGAGAGGAGGGUGACGAGACUGGUGCGGGGAGAAGAGGGGGGUGAGGUGGUGGGGGUGGAGUAUACAGGGGAGGGUAAUGUCACGGAGACGGUGUAUGGGCCGGUCGUGAUGGCUACGGGUGGGUUUGCGGGUGAUGCGCGCGGACUGUUGGCGCAGUAUCGCCCCGAUCUGGCGGCAAUUCCGUCGACAAAUGAUGCCAGACCGGGGACGCAGCCGUUGUUGCAGGAGGUGGGAGCUGCGGUGGUCGAUAUGGAGCAGGUGCAGGUGCACCCAACUGGGUUCCUGGAUGAGAAGGAUGGGGAGGCGAUGGUCAAGUUUCUCGCGGCCGAGGCGUUGAGAGGAGAGGGCGGCAUCUUGGUGCUUGGGGAUGGGAAGCGGUUUGUGAAUGAGUUGGAGACGAGGGAGCAUGUUACUAACGCGGUGAUGGAUCGCGCGGAGCCUCUCCAGACUCACACCCGGCAGUGGGAUGUGAGGCUCGUGCUGGACGAGGGGGCUGCCGCGGCGUUGGAGUCACAUAUGGGCUUCUACCUGUGGAAAGGCCUGCUGCGCAAGACGACUGUGGCCGAGGCGGGCUUGUCAGGACUGGAAGGGACGCUCCAGGACUAUGCGGACACCGUCGCUGGAAAGAAGCCGGACGCAUUCGGGCGCGUCGCCUUCGGCAACUGGACGCUGGCGGAGGCGAAGCCGGAGUCGGUGGUGUAUGUGGGCAAGGUCACACCGGUCGUGCACUUCACCAUGGGCGGCGUCGUGAUCAACGAGCGCAGCCAGGUGCUGGACGAGCAGGGCAAGCCGAUCAAGGGCCUCUGGGCGGCGGGCGAGAUCACCGGAGGUCUGCAUGGCCAGAACCGGCUGGGAGGAUCUUCGCUGCUGGAGUGUGUCGUGUUUGGCCGGGUUGCCGGCGACGAAGCUGCGGCGUUCUAUAAGAGCAAAGCUUGAGUUGCAGACAGUGUUCGAGGUCAUGAGAUGGCCGAGGUUAUUUGUUCUCCACUCAGUCUCAGUCCCUGCAGUUCACCCCGAACCCAUUUCUGGUGGGUCUAUAAACACCCUGUCAUAUCUUAUCUGAAAUAAGGUCUCCUCGCAUGUUGAUCAAAUUUCUCAACCAUAGUGCCGAG
This is a messenger RNA of Aspergillus heteromorphus CBS 117.55, 1964 nucleotides long. RefSeq names its product putative FAD dependent oxidoreductase (gene frdA). Lineage: Eukaryota; Fungi; Ascomycota; Eurotiomycetes; Eurotiales; Aspergillaceae. Bases 370 to 1788 code for a protein of 472 amino acids. The transcript has a single exon. The record is from RefSeq and is a predicted model, not a curated record. Gene Ontology annotation, molecular function: oxidoreductase activity; FMN binding.